This is a messenger RNA of Cutaneotrichosporon oleaginosum, 650 nucleotides long. RefSeq lists its product as uncharacterized. NCBI's taxonomy places the organism in Eukaryota, Fungi, Basidiomycota, Tremellomycetes, Trichosporonales, Trichosporonaceae. The record is from RefSeq and is a predicted model, not a curated record.
GCCGUCCACCGAUCCACCGAGAUGGGAAGUCGAGACGAGGAACGCGACGGGUAUACCGCGGACCACGGCGGCGCAAGCUGCACAGCUGGGCUCGCUGAACAGCUCGUAUGUCUGCCCAUCUCCCAGUCAUCCGCCCCUACACCUUUACACGAUGUCCACCGCUGUCUCGAGCUCCACGCCUUCCACCAGCACCGGCGCACCCACAGAACCACCCACGCCCACGCCACACGCAGCCGACCUUACAAUCACGCAUGCAGCUGACGCAACAUACACGCGCGGCCUGCGAUCCUUCUUCGAGUACCGGGACCUGGGCGUGCGCGCCGCGACCCGCGGAGGCGCGAUCGCGCACGUCAUCCGCGCCGUGCCCGGGACACACGCGAGCGGCGUACCGCACCGACACGACGCGAAGUUUCAGUUUGUGUAUGUGCUCAAGGGCUGGGUCGAGUUCGAGUAUGAGAGCCCGACUGCCGGCGAGACGGUGCGCACCCGACUCGAGGCAGGCAGCAGCGUAUAUCAGCCGCCGGGGAUUAGGCACCGCGAGAUCGCGCAUUCAGAUGAUGUCGAGAUGCUCGAGAUCUGCACGCCGGGGGAUUUUGGGAGCGAGGAGGUGCCGAGUGUCGCAUAGAGAUGUCAUAUUGUAUCGAGCCUGA